Molecule: messenger RNA, 1181 nt
Organism: Manihot esculenta (cassava)
Lineage: Eukaryota; Viridiplantae; Streptophyta; Magnoliopsida; Malpighiales; Euphorbiaceae
Product: protein yippee-like At4g27745
Exons: 3
Coding region: 666-941 (91 amino acids)
Source: RefSeq, a predicted model, not a curated record
AUAUUCUUAUCCAUUUUUUAAUCUUGUUAAACCCUUUUUUUUGGUUGAAUUAUUUUUUUAAUUAUUAUUAAUAUUAUGUAAUCAUGGAAUCUUCACUUAAUCUUGUUUUAAUCUUGCACGCUAACCCUCCUUUUCUCUUUUACUUGGCAGAGUCAUUAUUGAAUUCUAAUCUAGGCAAAGAAACUUGUGAUAUCUUCUCUCUGUGAUUUCUGUUUUGAUCAGUACAGUAAACUACUGCAACUUUGCUUUUCACAAAAUUUCUGCUCUAGCUGAAAUUGCUCAUUAAUGACGGAAUGGCUGGGUCCUCGAUUGUACAGCUGUUGUAAUUGUCGAAACCAUGUUUCUCUUCAUGAUGAUAUAAUUUCUAAGGCUUUUCAGGUGAAGAACUUGAAUCUCUUAUAUCUUUCUCUUUUUCAUUUUUCUAGAUUUUCUAGCUAUUUGUAAUGGGAAUUAAAUCAAACAUGAUACUUGCUGUUGUAUUUCUUUCUAUGAUGUGGAGAUCUGUGUAUAUGAUCAUAUGAUUGAAAUGGCAAAUUGAUAGAGCGAUUCAUUUUUGUGGACGCUUUUCUUUCCUUCAAAGUUUCUGAGUUUUGGUGAGAAGAAGGGCUUGGGUGCUGAAUGGACCCAUGACCCUCACCACCUGAUUGGUUUUUUGACUUAAAGAAAUGGAAAUAACAAUAAGGAGAAGAAUUUUUUCAUUUGGGACAUUGCAGGGAAAAGGUGGCAGAGCCUUUCUGUUUUCGCACGCAAUGAAUAUCAUUGUGGGAGCUAAAGAAGAUAGGAAUCUUCGGACUGGUCUCCAUACGGUUGCUGAUAUCUGUUGUGCUGAUUGCCGACAGGUUUUGGGUUGGAAGUAUGAGCGAGCUUACGAGGCAUCUCAGAAGUACAAGGAAGGGAAAUUCAUCCUUGAGAAAUCAAAGAUUGUUAAGGAGAAUUGGUAGAAACCUGCUGAGAUCCUCUUUCAAUUUAUCCACCAUUGACUGAUAAGUAUAUAUUGCUCAUUUUGUACAGAAAUUGUUCAUGGAUUUCUUGUUCUUUAUCUCUGUGCAUCAUUGCCAUGUUCCAUAUCCCAAAGGUGUUUGAAGUCUUGAUAAAUUUAUUGUCCCCAGUUAAUUGAGUGGAACUCCUGUUAUCCUGUAUAUGAAUUAGAGAAGUUAUGAGAAAAGUCUGGUGUUGGUGUC